Herpailurus yagouaroundi (jaguarundi) is the source of this 1376-nucleotide messenger RNA. It is a transcript of the gene PRDX3, whose product is annotated as peroxiredoxin 3. The record is from RefSeq and is a predicted model, not a curated record. Gene Ontology annotation, biological process: cellular response to stress; cell redox homeostasis; hydrogen peroxide catabolic process. Bases 79 to 852 code for a protein of 257 amino acids. Gene Ontology annotation, cellular component: mitochondrion; cytosol. Lineage: Eukaryota; Metazoa; Chordata; Mammalia; Carnivora; Felidae. Gene Ontology annotation, molecular function: thioredoxin peroxidase activity. The transcript is spliced from 7 exons.
CGCCGCCGAGGUCCCGCCCCCACAUGCCCCGCCUCCUCCGCUUCCCAGUCGGCUUCGCGAGUCCCGCGCGCACUGGAGAUGGCGGCUGCAGUGGGAAGGUUUCUCCGGGCCUCGGUUGCCCGACACGUGAGUGCUAUUCCUUGGGGUAUCUCUGCCUCUUCAGCCCUUCGACCUGCUGCUUCCCGAAGAACAUGCUUGACAAACGUAUUGUGGUCUGGUUCUGCUCAAGCAAAAUUGGCUUUUAGCACCAGUUCUUCGUACCAUGCUCCUGCCGUCACCCAGCACGCACCCUAUUUUAAGGGCACUGCCGUUGUCAACGGAGAGUUCAAAGACCUAAGCCUUGAUGACUUUAAGGGGAAAUAUUUGGUGCUUUUCUUCUAUCCUUUGGACUUCACCUUUGUGUGUCCUACCGAAAUUGUUGCUUUUAGCGACAAAGCCAAUGAGUUUCACGAUGUGAACUGUGAAGUUGUUGCAGUUUCGGUGGAUUCCCACUUCACCCAUCUUGCCUGGAUAAACACACCAAGGAAGAAUGGCGGUCUGGGCCACAUGAACAUCGCACUCUUGUCAGACUUGACGAAACAGAUUUCCCGAGACUACGGCGUGCUGUUAGAAGGCCCUGGUAUUGCUCUAAGAGGUCUCUUCAUAAUUGACCCCAAUGGAGUCAUCAAGCAUUUGAGUGUCAAUGAUCUCCCUGUGGGCCGAAGUGUGGAAGAGACCCUCCGUUUGGUGAAGGCAUUCCAGUUUGUGGAAACCCAUGGAGAAGUCUGCCCAGCAAACUGGACCCCGGAUUCUCCUACAAUCAAGCCACAUCCAGCUGCUUCCAAAGAGUACUUUGAGAAGGUAAAUCAGUAGGUCAUCCAUCCCCUGCGUACCUGCAGCUUCUCCCAUCAGAAAGAACCACAUUUGGACUCACCUAUUAGCAUUUCAAAGAUGAUGAUUUCUAGAAGACAAAAAACCAAUUAUGUUUGCAUUCAUAAAUAAUACUCUGAGUGUUUUCUUUUUGUAACAUUGGCUAAGGCUUUUUUAAAUGUACUCACACAUACAAAGCGUCCUUUAUUGGUAACUUCUUGGUGGCUAGUUUAUAGAAUUUGCUGGUUCAUCUAUUCCUUCGAUUGUGUCUUCAAUGGGAAGAGCAAACACUCUUCUUUCUCAGCCUUACUCGAACUUUUCUGUGCAGCAGAGAAGUCAAACGAGCCCCCAAAGCUUCUGAUCGAGGGUCCUGAAAUUUUCUUCUUGGAUUUGUUUGUACUAAACUGAAUUUUCUUUUCAGGUAACAAAGAUCAUAGUUUGAAGGUGUUAAUGUCAGCAGUCUGCUUUAACUCUUGCAGUGGACGUAUAUGUACUUGAAACAAAUGUGAAUCAUGUUUUUAAAAAAA